AUGAAAAAGGCCAAGUAUUCAGGUGCAUUGCAGCAGCUUAUCCGCAGUACGUGCGUGGCAGCGGACACGGCCGGGGAGUCAAAGCGGUCGCUCUCCGCGGCCGUGUUUAGAGAACUGAGCAAACAACUGGCCUGGCGGUGCACGGGCCGCGUGGGAGAGCCCCUAAAAGGCCCGCUAGCGUCACUGCGCCUCACUUGGCGCGCCGGUGGG
This is a messenger RNA of Iphiclides podalirius (scarce swallowtail), 210 nucleotides long. NCBI's taxonomy places the organism in Eukaryota, Metazoa, Arthropoda, Insecta, Lepidoptera, Papilionidae. The record is from the annotation of a GenBank genome assembly.